Pogonomyrmex barbatus (red harvester ant) is the source of this 3046-nucleotide messenger RNA. RefSeq names its product protein-lysine N-methyltransferase SMYD4. Lineage: Eukaryota; Metazoa; Arthropoda; Insecta; Hymenoptera; Formicidae. Gene Ontology annotation, cellular component: nucleus; cytoplasm. The record is from RefSeq and is a predicted model, not a curated record. Gene Ontology annotation, molecular function: histone deacetylase binding.
UCCUCUCUGUUAGCUGUUUAUAUUCCGAAUCUCUUUCAUGACCGCUUACGUUUAAUUCUUACAGCUCGGCCAUUCUGACAUUACAUUCGUUCCGAAUGUACCGAGUCUUCAUCUAUCGAAAAUUUAUCCGAAACUUGGAGCUUCUGCUCCAAGUGGCCGAGCUGUAAGAAUUAAACGUAAGCGUUUAAUUCAUGAAAGGUCGUUCACCUUUGAACGAUAGACACGAAAUUGGAGUACUUUAAUUCCCCGAAUUUGUUCAUUUCAAACAAUACACAAACGACACACAAAUCGACUGAAAUCUCCCUGUCAGGUAACAUAGGCUCCUCUCUGAGGUAACACAUGGGCUAUAUCUCACUUCUGAGCUGAAAGAUAUUUAUUAGAUUCGGAAAAAUAAACCGAUUGGAUUUGAACUCGAGAUCCCUAUUACCAAGUCCGCGACCGCGACGAUUUCUCUCUGUUAGCUGUUUAUAUUCCGAAUCUCUUUCAUGACCACUUACGAUCGUCUAAUUCUUACAGCUGCAUGAAUUUUGUAUUAACUAAAUUUCUCUUAUCAAAGGUUGCAGCGUUCUCUUAUUAUGAUUAGAUUAAAUUAAGGCGUCAAAAAUUUUUUAUUAUUGCUCUAGUAAAUGCUCUAUUAAUGCGCAAAAGAGCGAAUCUUCGUCUAAUUUUCUGCACGCAGCAUCGUCAAGCAUUUGUAAGAGGGGACAAAUAUUCCGUCGGCCUAAUUUUAGAAUCCGUCGCAUUCGCGUCUCCGUUUCGCGACGAGAGAACAGGUACCACGAAUGUUUUUACGUUAAACAUACGACCGAUCAGUCCCGAUAACCAUUAGCGGGAAUGUCUCUGACGCAAAUGGGAAAUAUCUCGCUCGACGAAUUUCGCCGUGCCGUGCAUGACGCCGUCUCGCAGGAUGAAUCACUCACAAGUCGAUUCGCGAGAUUCUCUGCAUCAGGUGAUAGGCGAGGAAUGGUCGAGAUGCUUAUGGAAAUGCCCUACGUGACGGGUUUGAAACCGGACAACUCGUACCAGGGUAAGGACGACGCGCGAGCCGCGCGGCUGUACGAGAAGUCGCUCACGGCGACGACGGAGCCCGGAGACGAGCGCACGGAGGAGAUUAGAACCUGUAAUAUUCUCACGCAAGCACUGUUUGCAGCCAGUGCGAACGGUAGAGUGUUUCUAGAUGCGAUCUGCGAGCGUGCUAGGCGCUCUUACGGUCUGCGCGCCUACGCGAACUGCCUGCGAGACUGCGAAUGCAUGUUGGCGCUUCCUGCGAGUUUCUAUGACGACUCCGCGGAGAACGUUAAGCACUUCGUGCAGCGUAGGAAGGAGUGCUUUCAACUAGAGCGAGAGUGCUCCCGUAAGUUGGAAGCCGCGUCCUCCAGAAAACGCGGCGGCCGUCGAAAGAUAUCCUUCGCCUCCUUCUCCUCCUCUCGUUCUUCUUCCAGCGGCGCAUUGCCCACCGUCGAUGGCAAGGCGCACGGCUAUCUCACGAGCUGUCCGGAUAGCGUCGAGCUGCGGCUCGACCAGACCAGGGGCCGGCAUCUCGUGGCUACAAGAGACAUCAGACCGGGAGCUGUACUCAUUGUCGACCGGCCGUUUUCCUUUAGCACAGAUGCACCAGCUCUCGGCAGGAAUUGUUUGCAUUGCCAUGCCACACUUAAAUUAGAAGACAGCGUUAGAAUUCCGUGCCGUGAUUGCCAAACAGUAUCCUUUUGCACGGAAACAUGUCGCAAGGAAGCAUGGGAGACGUAUCACCGAUACGAAUGUCCGGUAUUUAAUUACUUUUUCAAAAAUUCCUCGAAGAAUCUCAGCGAAGAAUCUCAGCAAACGUCUUACUUCUUGCUGGCUUAUCGCACGACUAUUGUACAAGCGUUACGAAACAAUGCAGAGACAACAUGCGCUUUGAAUCCCGAUUUUCUACGAUAUCAUGCUAAUGGCAAUGCGAAAGACAAAGAUGACGACAUUGGCAAGGAAUGCGCAGAUUUGGGAUCGAAGAAGAUUUACAAUCCUCUCGAUUACCGGACGGUCUUCCAACUGGAGACCCACUGCACCGAUAUGGAACCACAAGUGAAUCUUAUUCGCACCAUUGAUGCGAUCUUCUUCGCGAAAUGUUUAACUUCUGUUUUAAGCAAACUGGACAUUGUUUGCACGAGAGAAAUAUUCGUUUCCUUGGCCGUGGCUAUGUUGCAUCAUUUGCAAGCAAUCAUUUGCAAUGCAUACGAGAUUGUUGAGAAUGUUCGCGACGAGAUGACACACGUCUGGGAGCCCAGGAAUAUCGGUGGCGCGAUUUAUACAACGGUCAGUCUCGUGAAUCAUAGCUGUUAUCCCAACGUGGUUCGCCAUUCAUAUCCGAACGGAACAGUCGUGGUCAGAGCAUUGCGGUUCAUCGGCAAAGGAUGCGAGAUACUCGAUUGCUACGGACCUCACUUUUUCAGGGAGAGCAGAUUGAUCAGACGCGAAUUCUUGUGGAAAAAAUAUCGAUUUCUUUGCGCAUGUGAGGCUUGCAAGCAAAACUGGAAGUUUCCGCUAUCCGAAACAACGAAUUAUAAAUGCACGACGUGUUCGGAACCGAUGAACCUCUCGAUAAUAAAUGCAACAACCAAUCAGCAGUGUGCCAAAUGUGAGAAGACCAUUGAUUUAAAGAGAAUCGAAAAACAAUUUCGUAAAUCGGUUCAAAAAAGAUUGGACGCUGUCGCGAAAAUGUAUCAGGGGGAUUAUAGAGGCGCGAUGCCUUUGCUAUUUGAACAUGUGAACUUUGUUAAUAAAUAUUUAGCCGAACCAAAUAUCGAAGGUAUCAAAACAGAACAGUGUAUCGUCCAGUGUUACAACUCUCUUGGUUCUAUUUCCGUGUAAUACUCUCUUAAUCAAUUCAUAACAAUUAUUUAUAGUAAUGAAACGAUUAAUUCAAUGUUUCUUCUACAAUUUUGUGAAAAACACAAUACAAUUUGCUAAAAAUAUAUAUGUAUAUAUAGAAUACUUUCAGUUUUCUAUUUAAAAAAAAAGUAUGCAAAUAGUAGAACUAAAAAAUACACGGAAUAAUAAUUUUCAA